CCCUCUUUCUUCUUCGUGACCAGUUUGGUUGGGGAGGUCGUCGCCCUUCUGGAUAAGGCCCUUCUGCCGACGAUUGCUUUCUACAAGUUUCCGGCCGUUCCAUCUUUUCUCCCUUAGGGUUGAUAGGUGUUUCCGAUCUUGCGAGUCUUCCGAUCGCCGGUCUCUGAUCGUCCUCAUUUUGUGGCGGCGGCUUUUCCGCUUCUCCGAUGGGCUGAUUCUGGCCGAUCGGUCUGCUGUGUGUCAAGAUCUGUGGGUUUUUACUGUGUCAGAGAGAUUCGGUGUCUAUUUGGUUCGUGGUCUUGGUCGGGGAGGGUGAUUUGUGUUGUUUUGACGCGGAGACGAUGUCUGCGGUGGCCGGAGAAGUGGUCCACCGAUCGUCGAUCAUGCCUUUCACGACCUCUUUCUACGGUAGUUCUUGCUCGCAUCGUCUGAAACAUCUCGAAAAGUGGAAUCGGCGUGGUAAUCUUAGUUGAUAUUUGGUUCAUAAAUAUGGAGAAUAUAUAGGCGUCUAAAUAGUAAUAACAACAAUAUCGGACUACUAUUUCGAACAAGCGCAAAAUAGACGACAGGGAUCGUCAAUCAUUGGUGGUCUUGAUUCCGUGGUGUUGGUGUUGUGCGGCGAGGCUGUCCGCAUUUUUUUCACUUUGCAAGUUUUGGGCUUUGUGAUAAAGCUUUGAAGAUACUCGGAAGUAUCGCCAGGUAAAGGUUUCCCGUUCCCGGCUGAUCAGCUAUAGUUCAUUUUUGUGGUGAUCAAAGAUUUUAUCAUCUACCUGCUUUGCUUGUGAUGUUUCAGAAUAUUUAUUUAUUGCAUUUAGCUAAUUCAUUUGCUUUUACCUGUCUUCUGCGUUCCCCUCUUGCUCGUACUUACCAUGGCACUCACUGUUGGAAUAGUCAUAUAUUACCAAAUCAUCGAGAAGAAAUCUUUCUCUUGAUCAUGCAGUAUAUUAUCCUUAUUCUCCAUAAUGUUGAGGACGCUUUAACUUAGUUCUUGUUCUCGGUUUUAUUUUCAUGCUGCGUUUAUGGUCCGUGCUUAUACGUCGGAGGAUUCUUUAUUAUAACGUCCUGCUGAGUUUUUGGGGUAAGACACUCCGUAAAUAACGAGUUUAUUAACUCUACAAAUCUCAUUUGUUGUGUGCUUUCUGAUGUCCGUGAGAUUAUAUGAAUAAUUUGCGUACGGUCUCAGUGUGUGGUGGCGGACAUGAUUUUGAUUAUUGAGAAAAAAGAGUUGGUUGUUAUGUUAAAGUGUAAAUUGCUUCUUUAAAUUGGUAGAUAUUUAUGCAUAAAAGCUUGGCUCUGUGAGCCGAAUGGCAUUCCCUUCGAAUUCUUUUGUAGGCCAUUAUAUACAUCUCCUCGUUCUCAGGGUGUGAGUCUCGACGGUCGUGAUUCAUAUAGCGUAUGCUAAUGCACUAAUUUACCAGCGCUAUGAUUUUCUUAUUGCCAUUUUCCAACCCUUUUGCACUAUGGAUUCCCACCUCCAAGAAAAGAAAAGAAAAAAAAAACCUUAUUCAUGACAUUGAUGGCAACAUUUAUUAUAAAAACUGUGGGAAUUGUUUGAUUUAACUUUUCAUUUUAAAGCAUCCUUGGGUGACUUGCUGAUGAAAAUCAUCACUAAGCAUUUCUUUCACUUGGUUCAUUAGCAAGAUUGUCUUCUUCGGGUCUUCACAGAUCAUUGAAGCUAAGCCAUAUUUUGUUCUACAGGUUUGCCGUUUUGUAUGGCUUCCUUAAUGUCCUGCAACCUUUCAUGCUCUGAAGAAGUUGGCUCGAAGGUAGAUAUGAUAAUUCCUGCUGGUUCAGAUAUAUUGGGUGAGAACGCACAUGGCUGCAGCUAUGUAGGAUCAACAUCUGAUGGAAAAUCUUGUAAAAAACAGCAAAUUAUCUCAGGAAUUAGUGAUGAGGACUUGGCAAUAGAAGAGCUUAAAAGUUUAGUUGAUAGUAUGCAUGUUGGAGAUUAUCUUAGUGGAGUAAACUUUCUGCAUACUUCAAAAGAUGAAGGCCCACAAAUGGAAGACAUGGCUGGUAGCCAGAAGAGUAAUGUAGAGGGAGCAUCCAUCGUAGCAGAGCCUGAUGCUAAUUCUGAAUCGUAUAGAACCCCACAAAAAGAAUUAAUGAAGUCUGCAACAUUUCCUUCCUCACGGAAGUCAAAUGCAGUUGAUACUGUUGGGGAGGACAAAGCCCAUGAUCAGUGCCUCCAAAAAUCAGAUGUGCCAGUGUGUUUGCGUUCAAACUCACUUCCGUCGUCCAUCAAGCUGGUGUCUGCAAUGAAAGGCGGGCGUGAACGGCAUGGCAUUCUUCAGGAAUGGAAACCUCGAGUUACAUGGGCACCGGACGUUGUCGAUCCCCCAGUAACAUCUGUCUCUCAUACGGUCAGAAGCCACCCUCGCCCUAGAAGCAAGAAAGAGAAGAAACACAAGCAUGGGAAAGGCAGGUCAAGUCACGGCAGCAGCAAUGGUAGGAAGCAGCAUUCCAAGAGGAGCACCGCGGCCAGCGUGAAUAACUUGCACCCGAGGCCAGAGGCGUCGCCGCUCUCACCUCCUUGUGAUGGGAUGCUGGCGGACAGCUUCAGUGAGAUAGAAGGAGGAGUCAGCUACGUGGACCGCAUGUCUACUGGCCAAAGUCUAUUGGAGUUUGCUGUUGCCAGCCACGACAAAUGCGGAAGCAGCUUCCUGAGGCAAGCGAUAGGCAGUGUGCGCCUUCCAUUUGGGGAGGCUAAUUGAGGAAGGAAAUUUUCUGGUCGUGCGUGUAUAUACUGAAGUUUCCUAGUUACAAGAACUAUGUUUUGGCUCUAUGAUUUGGUUGCUUGUCUGAACUCGCUCUCGCACCUUUUUUUCCCUGGUUUCUUGAACUUUUGAAACUGUGUGCCCGAACAGUGAACACAUAUGCGAAUAAUGCACUAUGAACUUGUUCUGAA
This is a messenger RNA of Nymphaea colorata (pocket water lily), 2908 nucleotides long. RefSeq lists its product as uncharacterized. The transcript is spliced from 4 exons. The coding region runs from base 1713 to 2714 and encodes 333 amino acids. Lineage: Eukaryota; Viridiplantae; Streptophyta; Magnoliopsida; Nymphaeales; Nymphaeaceae. The record is from RefSeq and is a predicted model, not a curated record.